This is a messenger RNA of Cooperia oncophora, 348 nucleotides long. NCBI's taxonomy places the organism in Eukaryota, Metazoa, Nematoda, Chromadorea, Rhabditida, Trichostrongylidae. The record is from the annotation of a GenBank genome assembly.
AUGACAACAGAAUUGGCGACGACUACUGUGGCUCCCACAGAAGCAGAGGUGCCAGGAGAGAUUGCCAAGAUCCUGUUCGGACGCCACGAUUCCGCCUCAUUCGUCGGAUGUGUCGGUGAUGUGUCGUAUAACGGAGAGCUGUUGGAUUUCGCAAAGGCCAAAAUCCAUGAAGUGUCGUUGACCGGCUGCUCACUGGCAGCCGAUCUCGUCAAAACUACAAUGGCAACAACAAAACAAACAGAAACGUCUGAAACAGUGCCCACGACACCUGAGGUGAGAUUUAUAUCGUUCAUGUCACCAAAGGUCGAAGACGCAUUCCACGCUGACCAAUGGGGCGGAGUCGCUUGA